Salvia miltiorrhiza (redroot sage) is the source of this 1541-nucleotide messenger RNA. RefSeq names its product F-box/kelch-repeat protein At3g23880-like. Gene Ontology annotation, molecular function: protein binding. Lineage: Eukaryota; Viridiplantae; Streptophyta; Magnoliopsida; Lamiales; Lamiaceae. Bases 261 to 1238 code for a protein of 325 amino acids. The record is from RefSeq and is a predicted model, not a curated record. The transcript is spliced from 2 exons.
UUAUUAUCUGUUGCCCUAUUUUCAUUUCCGCCGCCCCCAUUCCCACCGCUUCCGCCCUUCACUCUCUGUUUUUGCCUCCAAUUAUUAUCUGCUCCAUGAAUUUGUUCAACACAACUCUCAGAUUGGAGUUUCUAUUAUACUCUUAAAAACCCCUCUCAAUCCAUCCCCAAAAUGGAGCCAGAUUUCUUCAAAAAUCUACCACCAGAAAUCAUCACCGAGAUCCUCUUAAGACUACAUGUUGUAAGCAUUCCAAUAAGCAAAUGUGUUUGCAAGCGAUGGCUCCAUCUGCUGGAUCUGAUGCAUUUGUCAAGUCUCAUUUUGCCAGAUCCGCCCCCGCCCUCGUUGUUGUGGGGAAUUCAAAUCAGUUGAAAGUUUUGGAAUUGGAAGGCGAGCUCAAUCUCCAUCUCGAGAGCUACAAUCCACUCACCCACUAUGAUUUCCCUUACAUCUCCAUCUUUGGAAGAAUAAGGAUUUUUUUUAAUGGUUUUCUUGUUAUAAGGGUGGGUGAUAAGCUUUGGGUAUGUAAUCCGAUCACUCGUGAAGUUAUUAAGCUAGAUGUGCCUUCAGAUCUGCCUACAGAUCCACAGCAAUCUGCUCGAGAAGUAUCUGCUUUGGGAUUUGGGGCAAGCAAGGUAGUCUGUAUUAAACGUAGGUCCUAUCAUGAUAAAUUGGAGUGUCAUGUAUACACCCUUGGAACAGGAUCUUGGCGACGGCUUGAAGGUAACCCGUAUGUGUACCAGUUUGGUCUUUCAGGUGCAUUUGUUAAUGGAAAUCUCCAUUGGAUAGCAACCAUUGGAGAAGAUUCGUCAUGGAUUUCUUGCUUUGAUCUUGAAACAGAAUGUUUUAGCUUCUUUAAAGCUCCUCCUUAUCAUGCUCGAAGAUUUCCCUUCACAAAAGGAACGUCCAUUUCUGCUUUGAGCGGUUGCCUAUGGUUUUGCAAGGUAGCAUCCGAAUUUCUAAAUUCUGGUGGGCGAUGGGAGCUUACUAUAUGGAUUAUGAAGGAAUAUGGAGUGGACGAAUCUUGGAGCAUGGAAUAUGUGAUCCGACUUCAUGAUAGCAUGAGACCUUAUUAUCCCUGCAGGUAUGUUGAUCCCAUCAAAGUUUUCGAAAAUGGAGACCUAUUGAUGUUAGUGGUUGUAAACUUUUCCGAUCACCUUUUCUACUACUCUAACAAGAAUAAAACUAUGCAAAGUAUUGAUUUGUUUGGUGCAGGGGAGACCUCUGACCGUGUCAAGUGAGGGCUUUUCACUCCCACCUUUGUUUCACUCAAAACUUUAGGUUUAGGUGUGGAGAAUGUAACCUCAUUCUGAUUGAUUGCAUUUUCAUAAUGCUGCAUCAACUAAAUGUGUGUUUGAAGAUUGAAUUAGUGAUGAAGCAUAUCAUUUAGAUCAAGGAAAUUAUCUAUAUAUAUUAUGGUUCCUUUUGGUACAUUUCAUAGUGGCAUUGAUGCUGCUCCUACUCCUACUUGUAUAGUUUGAGGGAUUAUUAUCCGUAUUCUAUUUUUUUUAAUGAAUCAUGUGAUGAUGAGAUUGUUGUUUGUU